Molecule: messenger RNA, 730 nt
Organism: Lottia gigantea (owl limpet)
Lineage: Eukaryota; Metazoa; Mollusca; Gastropoda; Lottiidae
Exons: 4
Coding region: 94-537 (147 amino acids)
Biological process (GO): riboflavin biosynthetic process; FMN biosynthetic process
Cellular component (GO): mitochondrion
Molecular function (GO): riboflavin kinase activity
Source: RefSeq, a predicted model, not a curated record
CAGUUGUGCCAUUUCAUAACCCGUUUCAUGUUCAGUGUAUUAAAUAGUCUGGGCAGGGUCGUUUCUCGUAAAGUAUCAAGAAAUAUCAAUCAAAUGGAGCAAGUUCUACCCCAUUUUGCCGAGGGUGAAGUUGUUAAAGGUUUUGGUAGAGGAAGUAAAGAGUUAGGAAUACCAACUGCUAACUUUCCAGACAAUGUUGUAGACAAUUUACCAGAAUGUAUAGGUUGUGGUGUUUAUUAUGGUUGGGCGAAGGUUGAUCAAGGUUCAGUUUUUAAAAUGGUCAUGAGUGUUGGGUGGAAUCCAUAUUAUCAAAAUAAAAAGAAGACAAUGGAAACGCAUAUAAUACACGCAUUUGUAGAUGAUUUUUAUGGUUCACAUUUAAAAGUUGUUAUGUUAGGUUAUAUCAGAAAUAUGAAGAAUUUCAGUUCUCUAGAGGAACUGAUAAAAGCCAUAGAAUCUGAUAUAUCUAUAGCUAAAGAUAAACUAGAUGAACCAGAAAAUAUCAUGUUCAGAGAUCACAAUUUCUUUGAAAGUUAACAACUUCUACAGAUAUACCAAUAUAGAAAAUAAGGGGCCACUUGAUUGGUUUUUUCUGUAACUAAAUUAUAAACAAAUUUAAACACAUGACUUAUAGCCUGUUUCUUUGAAAUCAGGAAAUACAUUUGAGUUUUGACAAAUAUUCAUUGCAAGAUUUUAUUAAGAAACAGGGGACUGGGUUAUUGUGUUGUAU